UUCGGUUUGGCUGUGACAAUGAAUGACCGCUCGUUUUCUUUACUGGAUGGAUUUUGAGAAACCCAUGAUGACCGAUUGGAUCCGAUUAAUUGGGGAGCGUUUGGAGCAAUUGCAUCCAAUUGAGGGGCAAUUGCAUCCAAUUGCGGAGAAACUGAAAUUCGAUUGGAUUGAGGGGCUAUUGCAUUUAAUUGAGGAGAAACUGAAAUUCGAUUGGAUCCAUUGGAGCAUACUGGAUCGAUUGGAGAAACAGACGGACGCGUGGAGGUUGCAUCUGUCUUCAUCGUGUUGACGACGAGAAAAAACAACAAAGAAAAUGGGUGGCA
Molecule: messenger RNA, 323 nt
Organism: Chara braunii
Lineage: Eukaryota; Viridiplantae; Streptophyta; Charophyceae; Charales; Characeae
Source: the annotation of a GenBank genome assembly